Molecule: messenger RNA, 1023 nt
Organism: Hyphopichia burtonii NRRL Y-1933
Lineage: Eukaryota; Fungi; Ascomycota; Pichiomycetes; Serinales; Debaryomycetaceae
Product: thiamine diphosphokinase
Exons: 1
Coding region: 46-975 (309 amino acids)
Biological process (GO): thiamine diphosphate biosynthetic process; thiamine metabolic process
Molecular function (GO): thiamine diphosphokinase activity; ATP binding; thiamine binding
Source: RefSeq, a predicted model, not a curated record
AUUUGAUAUUGCUUUUCCCCCAGCAAUUCCAAUUUCUUGAUUAUCAUGCUGUAUACGGAUACCCAGAAGACCAAUGUGGUCGAAAGACCCGACAAUUAUGACUUUGAAGUCGGGGGUGAGUCUCUGGAUCACCAGCUACGUCCUUUCCAGAUAUUUACUGAUUCCACCAGACAAGAAAGAUCCUGUUUAUUGUUUUUGAAUACCCCGGUGCAAUCAAUGGACUUGAAGGUGUUCUGGUCCCGUACUCAAUUACAUAUCUGUGCCGACGGCGCAGCCAAUCAUCUCUACGAGUAUUUCAAUUCCCACCCAGAAGAUCGGUCUCGUUACGUCCCCGAUUUGAUCAUAGGAGAUUUUGAUUCAUUAAAGCCAGAAGUUGCAAAAUACUAUUCAGGUUUAGGUACGACUGUCAUCAAGCAAGAAACCCAGUGGUCUACUGACUUCACCAAAUCUGCGUACGCCACUAUACUAUACUUUGCUGGUCCCGAGCUUAGAGCCAAACUACUCAAAGGCGAUGUAGAUGGAUAUGACGGGUUGGGUGAGUUGGCACACCAGCUCCUUGAAACCCCGGGCUUGAGCGAUAUACGAAUCUACGCAUUGGGGGGAAUCGGUGGCAGAUUCGACCAGACAAUCAGCUCAGUGGCUCAACUUUAUAAAUUGAAAAACACAUUCAACCAUUUACAUACCUUCUUCAUAAGUGACUCAGAUAUCAUCUUCCUCCUUCGCAAGGGUAAGACCCUCAUCCAAUACGCCAACAAGCAAAGCUUCAACGUAUCUGAUACAGCACCUAAAUGUGGACUAUUACCAUUUGGACGUGAAACCAUAUUGAGUUCCCAGGGAUUGAAAUACGACAUGACAAAUUGGAAAUCCAGCAUCCAAGGCAACAUGAGUACAAGCAACGGUGUGGCCGGGACAAAAGGCUUCAGCGUGCAAACCAGUGAUGACAUUGUAAUGACUAUUGAAGUUAGCUUCAAAUAGAAUAUCUUUUUAGCAGUUAUAGAUUAUAUGGAUUAUGUAACAUUUGGA